Molecule: messenger RNA, 1551 nt
Organism: Fusarium odoratissimum NRRL 54006
Lineage: Eukaryota; Fungi; Ascomycota; Sordariomycetes; Hypocreales; Nectriaceae
Exons: 1
Coding region: 1-1551 (516 amino acids)
Source: RefSeq, a predicted model, not a curated record
AUGGUCUCCGCUAUCACUCCUCCCCUUUCCUCCGCCGUGCCCUACCGACUCGCCAACCUUGCAAAUCUCACAUUGGGCUAUACUGUCUACCCUUCGUGGACUCAGAAAGACGGACUUGUUGCCAUGACAUCUCCCCCGUCUCCUCCAUACAAUGACGAUUCUUCGACAGCUGAGCGCUAUCCUCUCAUCAUAAACAAUGCGCUCUAUACUCCGCCCGGAGUUUAUAGUGUCCGACAGUUGGUCGCCACCACGUCGCCCCUACUCGAUGUCAUCAUAUCUCGACUUGGUCCAGAUGGACCAAACGAUAUCCCUGCUCGCACUGUUCUCGUCAAUGGUUUGGCCGCUUCUCUUGCAACUACAGGCAGAGAGUCUACACUGCCACUGGUCCACUCGUCCCAGGAUACUGCGCGCAGGGAGAUUGUGAUCCAAGCAAACAAGAUUGCAAAGACUCUUGUUGGAUACGUCCACGACAGCAUCGACCCUACCAAUGCCAAUCCCAAGAUCCGGCUCCGAAGCCCCUGUGAGGGGCAUCUCUGGACUCCAGCGGUUGCAGGCCUUCUGCUUGGGCCUCGAAGCGACUCCCAGUUGAUGGAGCUCUAUAACGAGUGGCUUCAUCGCAUGAUUCUCCUGCGUGACAGCUUGAUUCCCUUCGAGAACUACGACAAGGUGCCUCUCGUCAUUCCCCGAGACUCGAGCCGAGGCAUCCGCGAUCUGGAGGAGCCUCGGAAGCUCUUCCUUGUACACUGCUUAACAGGUACGAUCCAGCAUGUUGCCAUUGUCGAUCUCGCCAAGGUCUUCACGGCUCGCCAUCUCCCUCGAGGUGGCUACGGCUUCCAGUACUCCCAAGGCCUGGUUUUGCCAGCUUUCUUGUCUGGGUCUACUUCUCUUCACCUACUACGUUAUCAUCCAGCCCAUGUCUAUGACGUGGAGAGCGAGGUAUUGUUUGACUACGAGCACAAGGAAUACAUCGACGCUCCCAGAACAGAGCUCGCAGCGAGUGAAGCCGUCUCUGAGGACGGAAGCUGGAAUCUACCCUCUCUGCUAGGAGUUGACACCAGAGUCACCGAGUCUUCUUUGGCCAUCGACGCUGGGAAAGACGCUCUUCGGCGCAUUGUCAAGCUACGCCUGACGCUGUACUCGGGGAAGUCUGUGUCUGUUGAUCUCGGCCAGAUCGCCCGCGGCCGGCGUUACGCAUAUGAAGUCAAAGCGGACAAGGGAUCUUCAAAGGCAACAUCAUCACCUAUUCUCAGCGCACUCUCGGCCCAAGGCGCCAGUGGCAUCCACAAAACAAUUGUCCACGAUGCAGCGGAUAUCCUCUCGCGACCUGGACUUGUCAUCUCACCCCGAGUAAAGGACGGUCAUGGAAACACAAUCCAUAUUAUUCCCACCUCAGACCCCAUUCUCAAGCUAGCGCUUCUGGGAAAAUUCUAUCCUGAGAAUGUUAUCCUAUCGAGAGAAAGGGAUAAUAUAGAUGCUUUGAGCAAGGCUGGUAAGGGAUUCGCGGAACGCCUUGUAAUCUUGGACCGGAUUAAUGAGAAGGCUUUAAGCUAG